CGUUUAGUUAUCAACUCCAACACCUACCGAAAAUGGAGUCCGAAAAUAAGAGUUUCCAACCGUGGCGGGACUACAUGAAGCUAGCGGACGCAGUGCGGGAGAUGAAGUUAGGGAACUUCACAUCAGAACCGUCAACUGUUGACGGUCAUCACUCCAGUAUAUGCGCGACCAUGGUGGAAUUUGAACAGUUCCCGUCGCGAGCCUUGCUGUCACCGAUAGCACCGGUGGCGACACCACCUCUACGGCACGAAAAUUCCAAAAGUGUCCCCUUGCGUAAAGCCGCUCCUUUACAUCCGAGCAGCAGCGAGGGUCCCACGACUUCUACAGCAGCGUCCAGACCCUCCGUGGGGACCCGGGUCCAGAGGGAGAGAAAGAAGGCGACCCGCUCCAAGAUGCCGGAGGGAGCGCCAUCACCUGAGCGCCUGUCCUGCAGCUUCUGCAAACACAACGGGGAGUCUGAAUCUGUGUUUGGGUCCCACAGUCUAAAGGACCAGGAUGGGGCCGUGGUGUGCCCGUACCUGCGGCAGUAUGCCUGUCCUCUCUGCGGGGCCACCGGGGCUCAAGCCCACACCAAGCGCUUCUGUCCCCGGGUGGAAACCACCUACAACUCUGUCUAUGUCAAGUGAUAGAAGCGCUAACUCUGGUCCAGGCCAUUACUGCGCUACCCUCUAGACCUACUAACAUGGUCAACUUGUUGUUGCGAGAUGGGUGGGACCAGAGCUAGAGAAGCGCUGGAGAGACUUCAGGCUGUUGUUUUGCAGACUUUCUUUGAUCGUCUCUAGCGCACUGUAUGCGGACAAUUGUAAGAGGAUUUAGGUGUGAAUAUUUAGUUUAGACGUCGUUUGGAAUAGCCUGACUAGUUUGUAGACUGUGUAAUAGCCUGACUAGUUUGUAGAAUGUGUCAUAGCCUGUUUAUCGUGUGAUUUGAUUUAUUUAUUUAUUAACUUUUUCUCGUGUGUUUUCAACUUUUUUCACUUAUUUCAAUGUAUUUAUGACGUGUGGUUUUUCAUUAUAUGCAUGCCCGUGCACUUGUUCUUUACAACACAUGUUGGGUUUGAGUUUUCUGGUUUAACUUUAAAGUGUAAAUGUCUCUGUCUGUCUGUGACCAAACUAACUACGUAUUUAUAUGUUGCUGUGAGAUUUUGUAAAACCUCCCAACCUCUGAUACCGUGUCGGACGAAUAAACCGCCCUUAUCAACAAACUCUCACUGCAGAAUUAGACGUAUAUCCACGUUUCUCCCUGCUACUUUGGGGAGGGAAAAAAAACCUGGAUUCCAAAAUUGUUCCCUUGUGUAAAGACGCUCCUUUACAUCCGAGCAGCAGCAAGGGUCCCAAGACCCCUACAGCAGCCUCCAGACCCUCUGUGGGCACCCGGGUCCAGAGGGAGAGAAAGAAGCCACCGGAAGGAGCGCCAGUCCUGCAGCUUCUGCAAACACAACGGGCAAAACUCAACGUUUCUCCCUGCUACUUCGGGGAGGAAAAACGGAAGUGUUGUCUUGUUUUGAGACUUGUUUUCCUGACUUUUAAAACGACAUGCUCUAAUCUAACUGUACAUCUGCAGGUCUACGGGCCUAAAAUAACCAUUAUAAGAACAUUGCUAUUGACAUCAAGACAACUUCUGUUUUAUGACGUGGUGUGCAGAGCUACUUUUGUGUCAUUGUAAUUUGCCGUGCUAGCUACUAUUUUAGUGUUAUACUUGUUUUUUAAUAGAUCUAGAGGUGUGGUUUCUUGUUUGUUUGUUUUUUGGUUUUGUUUUACUUUUCAACGUGUAUGCUACUUAGAUUAGAGAUGCAGGCCAAACAAAUGGUUGAAUACUCCAGUCAUCCAAAUCAUAGACUGUCCUCUCUGCGGGGCCACCGGGGCUCAAGCGCUUCUGCCCCCGGGUGGAAACCACCUACAGCUCGGUCUAUGUCAAGUCAUAGAAGCGCUAGCUCUGGUCCAGGCCGUUACUGCGCUACCCUCUAGACCUACUAACAUAGUCAACUUGUUGUUGCGAGAUGGGUAGGACCAGAGCGAGAGAAGCGCCUGACAAGUUUGUAGACUGUGUAAUAGCCUGACUAGUUUGUAGACUGUGUAAUAGCCUGACUAGUUUGUAGACUGUGUCAUAGCCUGACUAGUUUGUAGACUGUGUCAUAGCCUGACUAGUUUGUAGACUGUGUCAUAGCCUGUUUAUCGUGUGAUUUGUUUUACUUUACUUUUUCUCGUGUGGUUUAAUUUUUUUCUCUCACUUAUUUCUACGUAUUUAUAACGUGUGGUUUUUGAUUUUAAAGUGUAAAUGUCUCUGUCUGUCUGUGACCAAACUAACUGCGUCUUUACAUGUUGGUGUGAGAUUUUGUAAAACCUCCCAACCUCUAAUACUGUGUCGACGAAUAAACUGCCCUUAUCAACAAA
Molecule: messenger RNA, 2391 nt
Organism: Oncorhynchus tshawytscha (Chinook salmon)
Lineage: Eukaryota; Metazoa; Chordata; Actinopteri; Salmoniformes; Salmonidae
Product: nanos homolog 3-like
Exons: 1
Coding region: 33-626 (197 amino acids)
Biological process (GO): oogenesis; negative regulation of translation
Cellular component (GO): perinuclear region of cytoplasm
Molecular function (GO): mRNA binding; zinc ion binding
Source: RefSeq, a predicted model, not a curated record